AUGAAGGCCCGCCUUUCCUUAAUCCUAAUUUUAUGUGUCGUGUGCAGGGACUGUGCAGUGAGAUGCACGGGUACCACUGAAGCUCAAGGAGCAGUAGAAGGAGCAAAGGGACCAAAACCAGGAGCAGAAGAAGCAGGAGCAAAUGUAGGAGAGGCAGGAACAGGAGGACCAGGAGGACCAGGAGCAGAUGGAGGAACAGAAGCAGGAGCAAGAGCAGAAGAAGGAGAAGGAGCAGGAACAGAAGCAGAACCAGAAGCAGAACCAGAAGCAGAAGCAGAACCAGCACGAGGACCAGAACCAGAACCAGAAGCAGGAGGUGAGGGCAUAAAUCGGGAUGCAGCUGGAAACCAGAGAGAGGGUCAACUUGAAGCCCCAUCAGAUAGCGCACGUCCAGGAGCAAUUCCCCAAGUAGCACCACGAGACACUGUCGAAACUUCUAGCGAUGCUGCUGAUAGUAGUAGCCCAGACCAGAAUCCACUUCCAGGUGCAGACAACACCAAAGUAGGAAAUGCAGCAACCCCCCCCGAAGGCGCGAAAGAGGAGACCCAGGUAAAGUCGUCGCUCCUGAAGGGCCACAAGGGGGUGAAGGUGACGGGCCCGUGCGGCGCCAGCUUCCUCGUGUUCUUCGCCCCGUAUCUGUUCAUCGAUGUGGACACGGACAGUAGCAAUGUUUACCUGGGAACUGACUUGAGCGAUUUAGAAGUUACAGAAAAAAUGGGUAUACAAGAUAACGGAAAAAAUAAAUGCGAAGAUAAGAAGACAUUCAAAUUCGUUGCUCUCAUUGGAGAAGACCACUUGACCAUUAAGUGGAAGGUGUACGACCCGGCAGUCAAAACGCCAACCCCAAAUGAAAAAGUGGAAAUGAGAAAAUACGUAAUGAAAAAUCUGAGCGGAGAAUUCACCGCUGUGCAAGUGCACACUGUUAUACAGCAGAACGGCUCCAACGUCUUUGAAAGCAAAAACUAUGCCUUAAGUAGCGGCAUCCCUGAAAAAUGCGACGCAGUAGCCACCAACUGCUUCCUCAGUGGAAGCGUGUACAUAGAGAAAUGCUACAGGUGCACCCUCAAAAUGAAGAAGGUGGACCCGUCGGACGUUUGCUAUAACUAUAUUCCCAAGGUGGAAAGUGCAGCCAGUCAGGAGGCCAUUCCCGCCAAGGCAAGCGAUGAAGAGUCCAGCCAAGAGGAGUUGACAGCAUCCAUUGGAAAGAUCCUCCAAGGGGUCUACAAGAAAGGGGAAAAUGGUCUCAAUGAGGUGCUCACUUUCAACGAAGCAGAUGCAGCUUUGAAAGCGGAACUGCUUAACUAUUGCUCCUUGAUGAAGAAGGUAGACGCCAGUGGGGUGUUGGGCCACUACCAAUUGGGAAGUGAAGAAGAUGUGCAUGCCAACCUGACGAACAUGCUACAGACGAACAGCGACCAUGUCUUGUCCUCAUUGCAAAACAAGCUGAAGAAUCCCGCCAUCUGUUUGAAAAAUGCGGACGAGUGGGUGGGUAGCAAAACAGGGCUACUUCUUCCUAAUCUGUUUUAUAACCAUUUGGAAGGGUCCACUCCGUCGACUUCCAACGUGACUCACGUCGACGACUCCUCUGAGGAUGUGCAAAGUGGCGGAUACGAUGGCGUCAUCGAUUUCGCCACGGCAGGCAAGACAAAUUUCAGCACCUCCCAAUACGCAGACAAAAUGCACUGCAAUGCGGAGUACUGCGAUAGGGCGAAGGAUGCGGGCAGCUGCGUGGCGAAGAUGGAGGUGCAGGACCAGGGCGAUUGCGCCAACUCUUGGCUCUUCGCCUCCAAGGUGCACCUAGAGACCAUCAAGUGUGUGAAGGGAUACGACCACGUCGGUGCAUCUGCUCUCUACGUGGCUAACUGUUCCGGUAAAGAAGCGAAUGACAAGUGUCACUCACCCUCUAACCCGCUUGAGUUCUUAAACACCCUGGAGGAGACCAACUUUUUGCCAGCCGAUUCGGACCUCCCCUAUUCGUACAAGCAAGUGGGAAACGCCUGUCCGGAACCGAAGGGCCACUGGCAAAACCUUUGGGAAAACGUGAAGCUCCUAGGUCCCACGAAUGAGCCCAACUCGAUGAGCACCAAGGGGUACACCGCCUACCAGAGCGACCACUUCAAGGGCAACAUGGACUCAUUUAUCAAGUUAGUCAAAUCCGAAGUGAUGAAAAAGGGAUCUGUCAUCGCGUAUGUGAAGGUGGCGGGAGCACUCAGCUACGACCUGAACGGAAAGAAGGUCCUCUCUCUAUGUGGAAGCGAAACGCCGGACCUUGCUGUCAACAUAGUGGGCUAUGGAAACUACAUCAGCGCGGAGGGGGUGAAAAAGCCCUACUGGCUGCUGCAAAACAGCUGGGGUAAACACUGGGGAGACAAGGGAACCUUUAAGGUCGAUAUGAAUGGACCACCUGGAUGCCAUCACAACUUCAUCCACACCGCCGCCGUCUUCAAUCUGGACAUGCCCGUGGAGGAGAACCCCCAAAAGGAAGACGCCCAGAUAUACAACUACUACUUGAAGAGCUCCCCUGAUUUUUGGGGCAACAUCUACUAUAAAAAUGUUGGCGGUCAGGAGAGUGCCUCGUCAAAGAACGCAACGGAGGGGGCCCAUGAAUCGGUGCUGCACGGGCAAGAAGUUGCAGAGGCGGCAGUAAAUGGCGCUGGCGGGGAACCUGCUCCUUCACACAGUGGAGCGGUACAAGGAGAAAGAGAAGGAACAGCAAAUGGACAAGGACCUGAAGGUGUUCCUCCUUUGCCGGCGAAACAGGAAGUAACCGAAGCAUCAAACGGGGAAGCGACAGGACUGGGAGCAGUAAACCCUUCGGGAGAAGAACAGCCAGGACCACCAGGGCCACCAGGGACAUCAGGACUAGCAGAGCAACCAGGACCAGAAGGGCCAUCGGGAGAAGUAGGGUCAACAGGAUCAGUAGGGCAACCAGGACAACCGGGAUCAUCGGGCACACCCAGAUCGGAAGGACAAACGGGACCAUCGGGCACAUCAGGAUCAUCGGCCGCGCAAGGACAAUCGGGUUCAUCGGGCACACCCGGAUCGGAUGGACCAUCAGGACACACGGGACCAUCGAGCACACCCGUACAAGAAGCCCCGCUCAGCAAGGCACCCGGAACAGACAGCCCGCCCGUCGCACCCGAAGCCGCCGUGCUAGGCUCCGAAGUGACGCAUGUCCUGAAGUACAUUAAAAAGAAUAAGGUGAAGCUGAACUUGGUGACUUACAAGAAUCACGAGGCUCUCAGCUCCGGGCACGACUGCUGGAGAUCCUACUCGGCCAACCCGGAUAAGUACGAAGAGUGUGUAAAGUUAUGCGAAGCCAACUGGAGCAAAUGUGAAAAUGAUGCAGCGCCGGGAUUCUGUUUAUACGAGCAUGCGAAAGAAGAGGACUGUUUCUUCUGCUAUGUGUAG
This is a messenger RNA of Plasmodium vivax (malaria parasite P. vivax), 3411 nucleotides long. Its product is annotated as serine-repeat antigen (SERA), putative. The record is from RefSeq and is a predicted model, not a curated record. Bases 1 to 3411 code for a protein of 1136 amino acids. Gene Ontology annotation, biological process: proteolysis. Gene Ontology annotation, molecular function: cysteine-type peptidase activity. Lineage: Eukaryota; Apicomplexa; Aconoidasida; Haemosporida; Plasmodiidae. The transcript has 4 exons.